UCCCAGCCAAGCAUCGGCAAAACAAAAAAUAAACAAACAAAUAAAGGUGGAUGCUCUCAGCAGUUGUUGGGUUAUCCGUUUGAAUGUCCCUUGCGUGGCUCGUGUGUAAUACUAUAGUGUUUUGUUUUCAGUUCCAGUCUGACGAGGAUUGUUUCCAUUACUCUUCGAAACUGGGUUAAGACUUUUUACUUCUUUUGUCAGAAUAUCACAUACAGUAGCAGCAACUGCCAAAUUCUUAACGUGGACAUCCUACGUAUCAUAUUUGUUCUCAGUUCGUGAGGCCAUGAAGAGCAAAACGGAUCUACCUCUGGGGGACAAAAACACCCAAUGACUUGAUUAAUAGUUAAUCACGCUAACCGAUUAUCUGCCGUACCUAAGCAACGGUUAGAAGCUAAAGCUAAAGCAGCGUGUCUCUCUCUCCACACGAAAAACAACCCUCGCCUGGAAACCCAGAGAAAUGGCCACAGGAAGAGAAAGAGUCACUGCAAAACUAAGAGACAUUCCUCACUCCACUGGGACAGAGAUGAGUCGUGAGAAAGAAGAUUUGACUCACAGAGGUGACUGGUGGAAGCAGACUAUUAAGAACACCCCCAUCCCUGGUAGUUAUCACAUUCGAGAUUUUAUAGAGGAGAACGGCCUCAAUCCUGUGCGUCAGACCUAUGGCUUUAAGGGUGCUGGCCGUAAUGCACAAACUGUGUGCGUACGGAACGGGGCCAUGCUCCUGCCAGGGGCUUACGUUUUCACUGACUCAACUCAAGAAGCUCUCCAGCGCCGAGCAUCCUACGCCUUCAAGAGCUGCCCCAGACCAGACAGCUACACCCUGGGCAUCCGAGAUAAGGACGUAGAUCUCUCUCCGUGCCACUACAAUGUGACCGAGAAGCCUGUCCCCAAAUUACCUUGCAAGCACGUGAUGUUUCGUUCAGCUGUGCAGAGGCUCAGCUUCCUCCCCAAGGAAGGACCACCUCCUGGUCAUUACACACUGAAGCCCAGCUCAUCUAUUGGCAUUACGUCCUGCUUCAAGUCUACAGUGCCUCGCCUGCACAGCAUACGCUCUAGGACUCCUGGACCAGGCACAUAUGAGCCCUCAUGGCAAAGGCGCCCUCAGCUCGCCACGGAGACCAGCAUGGGUCGCACCCAUGGCCUCUACUUCCGUGAUGUAUUUUAAAACUCCACGCUCACCCGUCAGUCAUAACGCCAUCGUACGUCAUUUCUCCAACCACACAAGCAUGGAGCAUUCACAUUCACAGCAUCAUCUCUCAACUGGCAUUUGACAGAUUGCUG
Molecule: messenger RNA, 1281 nt
Organism: Colossoma macropomum (tambaqui)
Lineage: Eukaryota; Metazoa; Chordata; Actinopteri; Characiformes; Serrasalmidae
Gene: stpg4
Product: sperm-tail PG-rich repeat containing 4
Exons: 8
Coding region: 458-1165 (235 amino acids)
Biological process (GO): epigenetic programing of male pronucleus
Cellular component (GO): germinal vesicle; male pronucleus; female pronucleus
Molecular function (GO): chromatin binding; histone binding
Source: RefSeq, a predicted model, not a curated record